UAGACGCGCCCGACUGCGGGAGUUAGACCUUAUUGGCCGAAUUUGGAACAGGGAGGUGUGGAGAAAGUCUGAAAAUCCAAACAAACUUCCCUUCAGUCUAAGGACCAAACUCAACACAGACGUGCAUUCUCAAACUGUUUCAACUGAAAAACAAGAAAUAAACCCUGACAUCAAGAUGUCUGCUGCCAAGCGUGCCAAGGGAAAGACCACAAAGAAACGCCCGCAGAGGGCCACUUCCAACGUGUUUGCCAUGUUUGACCAAUCACAGAUCCAAGAGUUUAAAGAAGCCUUCAAUAUGAUUGAUCAGAACAGAGAUGGCUUUGUUGACAAAGAGGAUCUACAUGAUAUGCUGGCAUCUCUUGGAAAGAACCCAUCUGACGAGUAUCUGGAGGGUAUGAUGAGUGAAGCUCCAGGGCCCAUCAACUUCACAAUGUUCCUCACUAUGUUUGGAGAACGUCUAAAUGGAACCGACCCUGAAGAUGUCAUACGGAACGCCUUCACAUGCUUUGACGAGGAAGCUACCGGGUUCAUUCAUGAAGACCACCUCCGUGAGCUGUUGACCACCAUGGGUGAUCGUUUCACAGAUGAAGAAGUGGACGAACUGUUACGCGAGGCACCAAUCGACAAGAAAGGAAACUUCAACUAUGUUGAGUUCACUCGAAUCCUCAAACACGGAGCUAGGGACAAAGAUGACAUGUAAAAGCGUCUUAUUACACAGAUGUACAUUCUUUACACAUACCACAUGUCUAAUGGUAUUAAUCACAAAAUACUUAAAAUAUUAUCCAAUAGUUCAGUGUUACAUUUAGCUAUAUUUUAAAACUUUUUUUUGGUCUUUUCAGCUAAAAUCAGUGAAGUAUACAAAAAAAGGGGAUUAUUAUGAUUAAACCCAUUUAUGAAGUCUUAAAACAUAAUAUGAAGUGAAGGAAGCAUAAUUGAAAAAAUUUAAGAUUUCACAAGCCUCAUCUCCAUCUAUAAUAAAGAAAUAAAGACCUUGUA
Xyrauchen texanus (razorback sucker) is the source of this 996-nucleotide messenger RNA. Its product is annotated as myosin regulatory light polypeptide 9-like. The transcript is spliced from 4 exons. NCBI's taxonomy places the organism in Eukaryota, Metazoa, Chordata, Actinopteri, Cypriniformes, Catostomidae. Gene Ontology annotation, cellular component: myofibril; cytoplasm; stress fiber. Gene Ontology annotation, molecular function: calcium ion binding. The coding region runs from base 176 to 700 and encodes 174 amino acids. Gene Ontology annotation, biological process: myofibril assembly; platelet aggregation. The record is from RefSeq and is a predicted model, not a curated record.